GGCCGCAGAUUGGGCAUAUUAAGCUGCAGUCAGAUCCCCGUCGCAAGACGUCGAUAGUCCGGGAACCCAAUUCCCCGAUUCGUCGUCUUCGUCCCGGACGUUCGUUGCCCUCCUUAGCCCCUCUUUCCUUGUUUCCUCUGGCCUCUCUCUCUCGUCCUUUCAACCUCUCUCCCCUUCCCCUCGAGUUCCCUCCCUUGCUGCAGAGAGAAUCAAAUAAUCCAGAGCUCGGGCCAAACCCAUUCUCGGCGUUCUGAUUGAGGCAUUUUGUCUCCUGCCCCCCGCUUUCUUUUUUACUUUCCUGCUCGUGUGCGUCUCUCUCUUCCCACUCGUCUUCUCUCCUCUUCUCUCUCUCCCUCUCUCUUUCUCUCUCUGCUCUAAUCUAUUUUAUGCAUGUAACUCUCGCUCGGCUCGGGCCGGGGACUCGGCUCGGCAAGUGGUGGAGCGAGUGGGAGGGAGCUGACUUAGCAGACUCGAGCGUCGAGCACGUCGCAGCACAAAGUAGAAUGUGAAAUGGAGGACGAGCAGGCCUCGAGCAGGCGUUCGAAAUGUUGGCAGCGGACCCAGGGCGGGGAAGAAGAAGAAGAAGGCGCUUUCUCUGCGUGCGCGAGCUCGUUGUGUCGUCGUAGGAUGCGGAGGUGCGGAUUGAGUCUGGAGGUCGUCGGGCCAGACAGAGGUCGGAUGUGCAGCAAGCAGCAGGCCGCUUAGUGUAGUGUAGUGUAUGCAGUGCAGUGUUCGUUAUGAUGUAUGAGGUGCAAUGGGCGAGGGCUGGCAAUGAGCGAGGGCGCAGUCGGUAGGAAAGGAAGGCGAAGAAUGCGAAGGUUGACCGCUCGGGGAAAGAUGAAUGGCCAAGGCGGACUGACGAGGGACUCGCCCGUGCAGCUACAGAUUUCCCCCCACAGCCACUGAUGUAGCGGGGAGAGGGAGAGUGCAGCGGCGGAGCGCUCGGUUCUCUGUCGGAGGUUGGGCGCUCUCUUCCUCUCCGCAUCAUCUCUCGUCUCUCGUCUCUCGCUCUCAUUGUCGGAGAUGGUUUCCUGCUCCUGCUGCGGCUCCGAAUCAGUGAACGAUUUGAGUGCAUCGAGUGAUUUUUUCCAUGUGUGCAAUCCCCGGCGCAUCUCGGUCUUCUUCUGCUGCUCCAUUGGGCUCGUGGAUGGUUAGCUCUCGCGCUCGACGUCGGGACCUCACCACUUCUCUAUGGAUAAUGGUUCCGCAUCUGCUGGUGCAUCAUCGCAUUUGACGGACAAUUCAGCGCGAGCGGCUUCUUCGCCAUCUUCGGUGCCCGACGCUUCGACGAAUCCCGCUCUCUCGUCGUCCUCGUCGUCGUCGCUCGCGUGCCCUCGUCCUCCGGUGCCGUGGUCGGAACCUCCAGUUCCCUCGCCGCUGCCGCACCCGCCUCUGCUCGGCAGCAAUGUCUCCUUCCCCUCGCCCGCGCGCCGCAGCAGCGCCGCUGGCUCUGGAGUGCGAUUCACCGACCCUUCGUCGUCGCCCUCGUCGCCCUCCGUCUCUCACAGCAUUGCCCCUCUCAUCUCUCCUCCUCCUCCUCCUCCUGCUCCUCCUCUCGCUGGCGCUUCUCCUGCGCGUGCACAGUCCGGCGGAUCCUCCUCGACAAUCUCCUCAUCUUCUUCCUCGUCGCCAUCGUCUGCAGGAUCGACCUCGCUCUCGUCGUCGGGCUCGUCGUCCGUCUCGUCUCUCGGAGCUUCCCCGGACAAAACCUCAAGCGCCACGGUCCUCAUGUCCACUCCAUCGACAUCAGCAGCAGCAGCAGCGGGGAUUGGGGGCGGUGCAGGUGCAGGUGCAGGUGCAAGUGCAGGAGCAGGAGCAGGAGCAUCGACAUCGAUUCCUUCGAACGGAGGAUCGCCGUCGCGCUCGUUUCGAAAUCCCGGCUCGCCCACGUACUCGGCGUUCGCAUCAGCGUCCGACUCGCCAUUCUUCUCGCCAUCGACGCCGACCUCGGCCACUCCGUUCCUCACGCCGCCCUCGGGCUCGUUCUCGUCGUCUGCCAUCCACACUCCUCGAGGAGACCGAGCGCCGCCCGCCGUCGUCGUGCGCCCGAAUCCCGCUCUCCUCGUCAGCCCGCUGCGCGAAUCGCCCUUCUCGCCGCCGCAAUACGGCGCCUCGUCGGGCGCAUUCCAAUCUGCAGCAGCAGCAGGAGAGAGCCCGGGGCCGAGCUUCCUGCGCACGGCUGCGAGCCCCGGAUCGACAUUUCUGCGGCAAUCCACGUCGCCGACGUCGGCAGGCAGGCCGAGGAGCUGCGAUGUGUUCAUCAGCCUGUAUGGGCAGUGCCCGGCGCUGGUGCGAUUCGCCAAGUGGAUGCGCGCGGAGCUGGAGCUGCAGGGGGUGGCAUGCUUCUCGGCGGAUCGAUCGCUGUUUUCGGACACGCGCAGCCAUGAUAUCAGUCGGCGAAUUAUGAACUCGGCCACGUUCGGCGUGGUCAUCAUUUCGCGAAGUGUGUUUCGGAAUCGAUGGACGAUGGAGGAGCUGCGCGUGUUUCUGGACCGCAGGAACCUGGUGCCGGUCUUCUUCGAUUUGGCCCCGGCCGACAUUGCCGUGCAGGACAUCGUCCAGAGGCGCGGCAAAAUCUGGGAGAAGCACGGCGGCGAGCUCUGGGCCGCGUACGAUGGCGACGAGGCCGAAUGGAAGGAUGUGGUGCACGGCGUGCUGAGAUCCGAAGAGUGGCGCCUCGAAGCUCAUGAUGGCAAUUGGCGCGCCUGCAUUCGCAAGGCCGUCAGCCUGCUCGGCACCCGCCUCGGCCGCCGAAGCAUCGCCGAGCGCGAGCGCGUGCAGACGGAGCGAAUCGAUGUCGAUGAAUUCCCCUUCCCCCGCAACGCAUCCUUCACGGGCCGCGAGAAGGAGCUGAAGCAUCUCGAGGAAAUGCUGUCGCUCACCAUGGACUACCCGCAGCAGGAGCUGCAGGAGCCAUCGAGAAAGCCCGGCGAUCCGGCCGACAGCAGCAGCAGCCAGAAAUUUCGAGGCGCCUCGUCCAGCGCCGCCCAACAGCAGCAGCUGAAGGGCAAGGAGCUCGAGGAAGAAAUUGGAAUUCAACCCUCGGGGGGCAGGCCGGAGAUCGAGGCCGACAAAGAGGCUGCUGCAGCGCUUCGAGGGCGCGAGCCGCAGCGGGGGCGCGACAUGCAACGCGGGAGGCAGCUGCACCGCGAGAGGCACAUGCAGCGCAAGCGCGAGGCGCAUAACGCCAAGGACAACGUGGAUCCGACCUCAUCGCGCAAUCAGGGCUGCGCCUGCAUCUCGGGCGCAGCAGGGAUCGGCAAGACGGAGCUGGCGCUCGAGUAUGCUUACCGAAACACGGACAAGUACAGGACGAUUUUGUGGCUUAGCGCCGAGAAUCGAUACAUUCGGCAAAAUUACUUGAAUCUGGCGGCGUUUCUGGGCGUGGACGUGGGGUCGGAGACGCAGGCAGGCCCCGAUCGCGCUCGAGUGCGGUCGUUCGACGAGCAGGAGACCGACGCCUACCAGCGCAUCAAGCGCGAAAUGUCGAGGGACGUGCCCUACCUUUUAAUUGUCGACAAUUUGGAGAGCGAGCGCGACUGGUGGGACGGCAAGGAGAUUACAGAAUUGCUGCCGAGUCCGGGCGGCGCAUCGCACGUCAUAAUCACGACGAGGCUGCCGCGAGUGAUGCACCUCAAGUGCAUCGAGCUCUCGACCUUGUCCAACACGGAGGCCGUGGAUCUCAUGCGCGGCGGUCGGCACCUCUCGCCGCUGGAGCUCGAGGCGCUCCGUGACAUCGACGAGAAGCUCGCUCGCCUGACGCUGGGCCUGGCCAUCGUGAGCCGGCUGCUGGCCGAGCUGCACAUUAUGCCGUCGGAAUUGCUCGAGCUCAUGGGCAAGGCCGAGGGCAUCACGGACGUGCGCAAUCGCGAGGACGAGGUGCUGCGCAACAAUCCGCAUUUGUUCAGAUUGCUGAAUGUGUGUAUGGCGCUGCUCGAGAGCAGCAGCGGGCCCGUCAAGCUGGCCGCCAAAAUGGCGCUGGUCGGGGGCUGGUUUGCGCCCGUGCCGAUCCCGUUCGAUCUGCUGGCGCAGGCGGCCUCGACCUUUCGGGAAAAAUCGCCCCUUUGUAAAUGCUGGCGCAGCUGCACGGGCGUCGUGUUCUGGUGCUGUAUGGCGUCGAAAUCUCGCAGGGCCGGGGGCGAGGCGGCGUAUCUGCUGAUCCAGUACGGGGUCGCGCGACGCGCAUCGAGGCAAGGGUGCGUUUAUUUCAGCGACGUGGUGCAGGUGUUUCUGAGAAGGAGAGGGGGCGUGGCGGCGGCCAGGGCCGUGGUGCAGGGCGUGAGGAGGAGCGGGGUGCUGGCGCUGCAUCUGGAGCAGUUCUGGGCGGCGUGUUUUCUGGUGCUGCGCUUCGGGAACGAUCCCGUGACGGUGGAGCUGCGCGUGCCGGAGCUGCUCAGCUUCACGCGCAAGGUGGUGCUGCCGCUGGCGCUCCGAACCUUCUCGUCCUUCACGCGGUGCCAGGCGGCGCUGGAGCUGCUGCACUUGUGCUUCAAUGGCCUGGACGACAUCGAGAAGUCGUUCGUGUCGCAGAUCGGCGACAAAUCCUUCUGCUGGCGCCGCGCCAAGGGCAGGUCCCAUCAGGUGGACGACUACGUGUGGCACGAUCUGACGCUGCUCAAGGCGCACCUCUUGGAGACUCGCGCCAAGCUGCUGCUCCGAGGCGGCCUCUGCGACGCGGGCGAGGAGCUGUGCCGGACCUGCAUCAGCAUCCGCAUGGUCAUGCUCGGAGCCGAGCACCCGGACACCAUCUCCGCCCAGGAGACUCUGGCCAAAUUGGUCCGGGCUCGCAACAACGCCUGAGCCCUCUCGAUCGAAUCGAUUCCAUCGGAAGCCAUCCCCAGAAGUCUCUCAAAUUGCUACGAUUCCGGAUUCCUCCCGGAUCUUCCUACUUUAUACGAUCGCUUCCGAUGCACAGCAGCAGCAGCAGCUGUCUUUGUCCAUUCAGUAGAUAUCCUUUUAGCAUCUGUUGUUAUCCUUGGGGACCUUGGAGACACAGGCAAUCCUGUAAUUUAAUAGCUUAUUCUGAGUACCUUCAGAUUUGGGUAUCCAAGUAGUGUAGAGAAGAGAGAUAUCCGACGACAAAUUCUUUGAGGCCCCAUUUCCUUUUUUGUGUGAAAGGGUUUUGCCGUGAGAAGAAGGCACCACCCCGUCAGAGAGAGAGAGAGAGAGAGAGAGAGAAAGAGAAAGAAAGUUUACAUUAUUAAACACUGUAUUUUAGUGCCGAUCGCUUUAAAUCUGCAGUGGGGAAAGAGAGGCACUCAAACAUUGACGACCUGAAGCCUCGAGAGUCCUGAUGGCACGGGGGUUCUUGCAUAGAGAAGAGGGAGAGUGUUCACGUAGAGGGCGCAACAUUCAUCAUCAUCAUCAUCAUCAUGGUUAGCAAGCAGUGAGUCAGUCAGUCAAGUAAAGACCAAUUUUUCG
Messenger RNA from Marchantia polymorpha subsp. ruderalis, 5421 nucleotides. NCBI's taxonomy places the organism in Eukaryota, Viridiplantae, Streptophyta, Marchantiopsida, Marchantiales, Marchantiaceae. The record is from the annotation of a GenBank genome assembly.